This is a messenger RNA of Chiloscyllium plagiosum (whitespotted bambooshark), 480 nucleotides long. The record is from RefSeq and is a predicted model, not a curated record. NCBI's taxonomy places the organism in Eukaryota, Metazoa, Chordata, Chondrichthyes, Orectolobiformes, Hemiscylliidae.
AUGCAUACCAUCAAAAGUAAAGAGGAGAACUGUAGAUUUGAGACAUGCAACUAUGAGCGAACAAAUGACUUCAUGUGUGCAAGUCUUGCUUCAUAUGUUAGUGCUUGUGCCAAAAGAGGUGUUCUCUUAGUAGGCUGGAGAAAUUCAGUAGAGCGAUGCAGAAUUUCUUGCCCUCACAAUCAGACCUUCAGUUAUGAUUCUAGAGCUUGCAAUCGCACUUGUUUGUCGUUGUCUGAUCCCAAUUUUGAGUGCAGUGCAGGUGAUACUCCAGUGGAUGGCUGCAACUGCCCAACACACACUUACUUGGAUGACACUGGAAAAUGUGUCAGUGCAGCUGAAUGUCCAUGUUACCUGGCUUAUGCUGUCAUUGCACGUGCCAAUGAGAAAAUAAAUCUUUACGGUGGAAUAUGUAUGUACCGGUUCGUGGAUGAGAAGAUUGCUCGUUCUCCUUUUCUUGAGUCUGCAUCUGGCUGUGGCUGA